Messenger RNA from Magnolia sinica, 1492 nucleotides. RefSeq lists its product as uncharacterized. The coding region runs from base 49 to 1410 and encodes 453 amino acids. The record is from RefSeq and is a predicted model, not a curated record. The transcript has 2 exons. NCBI's taxonomy places the organism in Eukaryota, Viridiplantae, Streptophyta, Magnoliopsida, Magnoliales, Magnoliaceae.
AGACAAAAGAGGAGUAAAUGAAACCCAACAUCACCUCUCUAUAAAUAUAUGCAUGUAUGCAUUCCCUCUCUAUCAUGUAAUCUCAACUACACGUUAUCAAAUAUCAAAAGGUCUCAAUCGAAGAUGUCCAGAUAUAUGGUCCCAUACCCCAUGCGAGACGCCAACCCUAGCGUAUUCACUCCCAAAACUUUCUUCUUCGCCACUUCUAAGGGAGACGCUUACAAAUACAAUUGGGUCCAAUGCUUCGGUUUGAAAGCAGAUGCUGUCUACUCAGCCAUCUUUGGAAGGGAUGCUGAUGAGCUUCCUUUAGCUGAGAAGUUUUUAAAAUGCAUCGCUUUCUACUGUCUUAAUCCUGUGCAAAUAGUUGAGCCUGAGCCAACAAUCUCCAUCACUACUCUGGUAGAAGAAGAUCUCUGGAAUAUGCCCCAAAAUAUCAGAGAAACAUGUGAUGCCAUAUAUAUUGUUGUGGUCUUCCUUAAAGACUUGAAGCAAUGGGCUGAAGAGGACAGACAGAAAAUGGACAGCUACUUAAUGUCCAAGCAUGGGUCCCACUUGGUCUCAGACAUGGCCCUGCUAGAGAACCAGCUCCUACUUGACCACACCAUCAAUGUGGUCCAAAAUCUCGAUCAGGCGGUGAUUGAAACCAUAAAAUUCAUGUUGAAAGAAAGCAAGGGUCCAUCUCCUUCCAUUAUUUAUUUGAAGCUUCCCUUCAACAGAGAGGACUUCGAUGAAGUGAUUUCUCUCUUUUGCUGGUAUUACUCUCCCUUCUACGCGGAGAAGAAGAAGUUCCACGGCCGCCUUGCCAAGGAAUUAAUUACUAAAAGUACCCUUCUUGAGUGCUUGCAUUACUGCCUGGUGAGGCCCACCAAGGACGAUCAGGCAGUCGUCACCCCCAAUCUAGUGUGGUCCAUUCCAACGGCUAAGGAGCUAGCAUGGUCUGGCAUGCGGUUCGAAGCAGACCCAGAUGUGGCCAUUCAAGUCCAAUUUGCCGAGCCUGUGUUCAAACUACCAGCGUUGGUGUUCGAUACUAAGAUCGAGACAGUGGUCAGCAAUCUGAUGGCGCUGGAGAGAUCAAAGCCGCAGCGGCCGUUGAGUCGGUACUUCCAGCUCAUGAACGAGCUGGUUGAUGACAAGGAGGAUGUUAGGGUGUUGAAGAGGUUUGGAGUUGUGAGGGGGAGGUGGACGAGAGAGGGAGAUGUGGUGGAUUUUGUGAAGAGGGUGGGUAGCUUUGUAUCCUAUCCGUCCAUGUACCCAUCCGUGGAAGAUGAAAUUGGUAAGAUGAGGAAGUGGCAUGAUGAAAGGUCGGGGAAGUUCUUGGUCAGAUAUGGGUGGGCUUUGAGGUGGGCAUCUGUAGCCGCUGCUGCCUCUAUUGUUGCAACGGCUAUAUUUGCAGCCAAAAGAAGGGGGUGAUUUCUGCUUUUCUAUUCUCUUAUAAAUAUAAAUAAAUGCUAUUUGAAAUAUAUUAAAAUUAAAUUAAAUUUUAAGGCCAGAU